AUGGCGGCCACCCCUGGCGAGCUGGGACUCGACCCAGCUGACUAUGAGGAUGAGGUCUAUCAAGCCCGGAAAGUAUGUUCUGGUAUCAGCUACCAAUGCUGGCUGUCGCGCCGGGGCCUCAGCCGGCCGGAUCCUGACGACCCAUAUUGGGAUGACGAGCACUGGAACCAGUACAUUGCGUUCUGCGAGCGAUAUUACGACCCUCCCAGGCCGACCCCCGAGGAAAUCAGGCACUUUCCAAAUGCAGAGAUGGACCUGGACGACCUCGACACCGACGAUGAAAUGGAAUUCGAGGACGUCUCGGCCUAUCCUUAUAUCGACCGAGACGAACAAGCCAUUGUUCAUGCAGCGGAUGAAGAGCAUCUCUCGUCCCUUCUGACACAGACCUGUGAAGCAUAUCUCAAGCAUGACAUAGAGUAUAUCAAGCCUCUUGGAAAAGGCGGGAUGGGCUUGGCUGCCCUCUUCAGGCAUACUCCUCGGCACCAUGGGAACCGGCCGCCCAAGUACUUUGUCGUCAAACUUUCCGUUCAAGGAGGAGAAAAGUAUCUCGAAAAUGAAGACUACUUCUACUGUCUCCUGAGUCGAUCAAAGCAUAUUAUUCAAUUGGUAGAGGCACACAACUUGACGGACGACCCAAGCAAGAAAAACAUGCUGGACUUUGACUUCACCCAAGACGAACAGAAGGCCCUCAUACUCGAGUACCUGAAGUAUGGCGAUCUAGAAAGGUGGCUUGAUAAGUUCAGGUCCACGCGUGACUGGAAGCGGAAACCAGCAACCAGAGUUCCCGAUCCAGUGCUGUGGCAAAUCUUCGCGUGCCUGAUGCAGGCCUGCGUUGCCUUGCAAUUUCCUCCUUGUCAUCAGCCUGUGAAGAAUACUUAUCAUUUCGUCGGGAGCCCCAUUGACGAAAAAUUCCCGCAGAUGGAAGGCGUCAUGGAACAGCCCGAAGGAAAGGAUUAUCUGUACAAUAACAACGUUGUGCACUUCGACAUUGAUCCAGGAAACAUCUUUGUGGCAGACCUCGCAGAUGACCAUUCCUUCGGCCCUCUCCUCAAGCUUGCCGACUUCGGCUUGGCGGCCGACUGCAAUAUGGACUGGUUCGACCAAGAUUUGACUCCCUGGCAGGCUCGAGUCUGUGGUAAAGCUGCAACAAAUGCACCCGAGAUGUGGUCCGCAGAGUGGCGGGCUCUCGAAGAUGGCUGGAACCCGGUGGAUGACACGGGGCUGCGCGUGGCUGGACAGUACGGCCAGAAGACCAACAUCUGGCAGGUCGGCCUCACCAUGUGGAGUUGCAUCACGCUGCUCAUGGCCAAGGACAAACAUGAUUUUCGGCCUGUCAAGAUCGACGGCAAGCGGAAAUGGUCGCUGGGAUGGGACAUGGACCUUCCCAAGUACUUUAGUCUGGACGCGGACCUCAAGAAGCUCGUGAAGGAGUGCUUGAUGUACUUUCCCCAGGACCGCCCGAGUUUGAAAGACCUGCAGGCCAGAGUGAGCAAGGGGCUGCAGAGAGUCCAAAACAAUGGUCGUUCUGCCCCCCUCGCGGAGGAAUGGGUGAAGGAGGUCUUUCAAGAGCCGCCUCCGCCAACAACUCGAUUCCCGUGGGAUGAAACUCAGAAGUUUAAUAUUCAGAACGAACUCAGGGGCCUCACCCAUCCGAGACGACUAAUUUGA
Messenger RNA from Thyridium curvatum, 1668 nucleotides. RefSeq lists its product as uncharacterized. Gene Ontology annotation, biological process: protein phosphorylation. The record is from RefSeq and is a predicted model, not a curated record. Lineage: Eukaryota; Fungi; Ascomycota; Sordariomycetes; Thyridiales; Thyridiaceae. Gene Ontology annotation, cellular component: cytoplasm. The transcript is spliced from 3 exons. Gene Ontology annotation, molecular function: ATP binding; protein serine/threonine kinase activity. The coding region runs from base 1 to 1668 and encodes 555 amino acids.